GUACGUUGAAGUUGUUGAAAAUUCCGCCAUUAUUAACAUGCUACCAGCGGAAGUCACCGUAUAAUCAAUUGAUAGCGGUAGCUACAUUUACACAAUCUUGAUCGGAGACGCUUAUGUGGCGGAGGUUUCAAGUCAAGCAUGGAACUCCCACUCACGACGAUUUAGAGUGGAUUUCGCACCGACUCGGAAAGUGGAGGGGACUCGGGCGUCGUCUCCAAAUUAGGGAAGCAACAUUGACGGAGAUUGAUGAUAAAUAUGGGAAUAUAAGUGAAAAAGGCUACAAAAUGUUACUACGUUGGAAACAGGAGAGGGGUUCCUCAGCUGCAACAUACAUGGUCCUUCAUGAUGCACUGUGUCAUCCAUUGGUUGAUCGCAGAGAUUUGGCUGAAGAACUUAGGGUAUAUUCGGAUUUGCCCCAAUUUACCACUGAUUCAACCCCCUUCUACAUAAAAGCGAGGGGAACAAUGGGACUAGAAGCAUACAGGAGAGCGCUGGAGACAGGCGAAACUUUCGAUAGACGAACCAAAAUUGUGUUGAUUGGUCAGGAUCGUGUUGGCAAAACAAGUCUGAGAAGAUACCUCAGAGGUGAAGCAUUUGAUAAAGAUGAAGCCAGCACUAAUGGGAUUGAAAUGAUUUCCCCCGUCAAGAACGCAGGAAAAGGGGCAUGGAGGAAUCCAGCCUUGCUUGAAAACACAAGUGCACUUGACCACAAAUGUGCAGAAUUCGUUGCACAGACGUUACUCAGUAGCUCUGGAGAACCUACAAGUGGAAAGGGGGCGACUCAAGAACGUUCAAACGACGACCUUGCUUCAAAAGAAGUCAUUAACAGAAAUGUUUUCCAGGAGGUCGAAAGUGAGCAAAAACCAGAAGAAGUACCCGAGAAUGUCCGUUACCUCUUAGAUUAUCGCUUCAAGGCAAAGGACACCUCCGACAAUGAGGAUAUAUGGCCCUUUAUUUGGGAUUUUGCUGGCCAGGCAGUAUACCAUGCCAUUCAUCCACUUUUCCUAUCGCAAGAAGCCAUAUAUGUCCUGGUGUCAGAUCUUACUAAGGAGUUAAGUGAUGUUGCCCUAUGUCGGAUAAGACCGGCUAAUCACGAUGAAAUAGAAGUAGACUCGCCUUACGUCCAGGAUACUAAUCUCGAUCACAUGAUGAGAUGGCUGGACUUGGUACAGUCUUUGAGACAGCCAGAGUUUCAGGGAAAGUCGGCAGAUACUAACCAAGUUUUGCCUCCUGUGGUGCUUGUGGGUACACAUGCUGAUGGCGUAAGGGAUCCUUGCAAGGAAAUGGAAUCUGUAAAUGAAACCAUUUGCAGCAUGGCUCAUUCAGAAACCUUAAAACAUAUUUCAAAAGAAUUAUUCUUCAUAGAUAACACAAAUCCAAACAGAGAAGACGACCCACAGAUCGUUUCUUUGCGUACGGAAUUAUUGAAUCUGGCUAGAAAAAUGCCAAAUUUCAACAAGGUAAUCCCUAUGCAGUGGCUCCGUGUGGAACAAAAAGUCGACGAUAUGGUGAAACAAGGGAUGCAUUAUGUUGGUAAGAAGCGUUUUGCAGAGGACAUUUCUGGAGGCAUUUGCCAGUUUAAUGACAAAGAUGACGUCGAAGAAUUGCUACACUUUUUACAAGCUCGUGGAAGAGUUAUCUACCAAGAUCUCCCUGAAAAUCCAGAUGGUUUGGUCGUGCUGGAUCCGCAGUGGUUAAUUAAAAUACUAUGUGAGAUAAUUACGGUGAGUCCACCAUGGAAAAACGACCCUGUUCUUCAGAAAGAUUACCAAGUCCUCGGAAGAAAGGGACUGCUUUCGCAGCAGUUGCUAAAUCAAGCGUUUGAACACCUUGAACUGAAUGAUAUAAAGGAUUCACUGAUUCAUAUCAUGGAAAGCUUUGAUGUUAUAUGCAACUCUAAGAACUGCAAGGGGAAAGAUUACCCUUAUUUUGUUCCAUGUAUGUUGGAAUCACCAAAGAAGAAUACGAGAGGCACAAACAUGCGCAAUGGCCCCUUGCCCGUAUUUCUCACAUUUAACACCAACUACGUUCCAUGCGGGCUGUUUUGCAGACUGUUUGUACAUUUUUGGGAGGAAUGGGCAUCACAAUUAUGCCGUGACUCCCGUAUGGCCCCUUCGUUGUUUUCAAACGCCUUCCUAUUCAAAGUCAGUGAAGUGUACCAGCUCACUCUAGAGUGUCACAAAACUGUGAUCAAGUUGAUAAUCUGGACACAGCAAGACUCAGAUGGAAUGGAAGAGAAACGAAUUUGCGAAAAAUUAUUGAGUCUUCUGGAGGGUUGCGGGACUAAGCUAAGCGUCACCUGUCCGUGGUUACGAUCAUCUACGAUGGAAUUGUAUGUGAAAUGCCAGUUGUGUGAGCCUUGUCCAGAUAAGUGUCGUGACGGAACCAAUAUUUGCAUAUUGCACAAAGAGAAAGGCUGCUCUCAUUUUGACUGUGGCCACUACAUUCCGUUAGGCAGCUCUGGUCUGAGUUGUGAACACUCCGUUGAUGCUGUUCCCGACUAUCCAAGAGAAAAACUGGAUCCUUGGGUUCAGGCUUUGAAAUCCAUUGAACGUAAGAAACGAACUGGUAGCCGAAAUGAAGAGUCGUCUCCGAGUGACGCCUUAACUUCAAAGAAAAGAAAAACUGGUUUCGCAGUCAAGCAAGGGGUUCCCAGUGACGGAGAUUUACUGUGGCUUUCGCACAAACUCGAAAAUUGGGAGGAACUCGGGCAUCUUCUCAAAAUUGAGGAGGCAACUUUAACGGAGAUUGACCAUGACUAUAGGAGAAAGCGUAAAAAAAUCUACAAAAUGUUACAACAUUGGAACCAGGCGAAUGGCGCAGCUGCAACGUACAUGGUCCUACAUGAUGCACUGUGUCAUCCAUUGGUUGGUCGCACAGAUUUAGCUGAGCAAUUUUGCUGUCAACCACAUGAAUGA
This is a messenger RNA of Pocillopora verrucosa, 2918 nucleotides long. Lineage: Eukaryota; Metazoa; Cnidaria; Anthozoa; Scleractinia; Pocilloporidae. The record is from RefSeq and is a predicted model, not a curated record.